Molecule: messenger RNA, 981 nt
Organism: Fusarium vanettenii 77-13-4
Lineage: Eukaryota; Fungi; Ascomycota; Sordariomycetes; Hypocreales; Nectriaceae
Exons: 2
Coding region: 1-981 (326 amino acids)
Source: RefSeq, a predicted model, not a curated record
AUGGAUAACUCGGAUACGCCCUCCUUUAAAUGUUUUGAUCGCCUUCCGUUGGAGCUGCGCCUGCGCGUUUGGGAGCAGCUGCUUCCCCCGUGUCGCGUCCUUAAGAUCGGGCCUAGAUCCUACGAGCAGAAAGUAUCAGAACUUGGCCAAGUCUGGGCGAACGACCCUCCUUUGGCACUUCUAUCUACCUGUCGCGAAUCUCGCAGGGUGGCUCUCGACAAUGGGUGCUUCACCAGCAAUCCCACAGAAGAUCCAGUGCUUCAAAGCCUAGUAUGGAUUGAUCGUCGCCCGAGGGCGGUUUAUCUGCCACUGACCGCAGCCUCGUACUCUCGGGCAUGUUCGUUGCCUAUUGAUAUCCAGGCAUUGUGUAUCCUUGACCAGCCGCCUCCAAAACCAAUCCACGUCAUCUACAUUGGACUUUCGGCCAUUGUCUACAACCACCCACCUCAGGGAGUAACUUAUCCUGACUUGAGCAAUCUUCAACCCGAGCUCCUCCCCCCAAAUCCUCUCUACGAAGGGUCUGACGUCCUGGUGAUGGACCUAGAUGACGUACGGCUGCCGGCGCUGUUGGAAUGCGCUGAUGGGAUAUCGCCAACUCUCAAGUUUCAUAAGAAGGCUAGCUGCUUCUUGGAGACAUUAAAACUCUACUGGGAAAAUAAUACUAGGGCGCUAGAGCUGCGUGAAGCUUGGUAUGGGACGACACAUGACCACGGCGCUGUCCGCGAUGUCUCCUCCAGAGGUUCGCAGCUUAGUCGGAUCGAAUUGAAGCCAGCAGUGAUAUUCGGAAACACAAGAGACGCUCUGUUCUUCGGCCGCAAUCACGAUCGGAGGUUGCACGAGCGCUUGAGCGGCAUCAUCUUCUCGAUAGGCAGUCUUCACCUCCCUAGAGGAGCACAGGGGGCCAUCUUUAGAAUGCUGAGAGGGCCAAACUAUGACUGUGGGGUUACGUGCGGAGGUAGAAUGGCAAGCCGUGAUUCUUGA